Molecule: messenger RNA, 213 nt
Organism: Knipowitschia caucasica
Lineage: Eukaryota; Metazoa; Chordata; Actinopteri; Gobiiformes; Gobiidae
Source: the annotation of a GenBank genome assembly
AUGUCCGAGCAGAGGGAUGCAGGAGAACGAAGCCCGAGCUCAAAUGAAAACAAGAGCUGGACCACGGCAGGUCACCGCCAUCACAGUUUCCUCCCUCCUCAGUUCCUCCAGAGUCCCCCACUGCUGCAGUACAUGCUCGACCCGCAGUUGAAAGGCCUCGGCUGGGGUGGGCUCCAGGCCGGGACCCUCAUCUCCACCUUCACGCCCGGGUGA